This is a messenger RNA of Papaver somniferum (opium poppy), 2787 nucleotides long. RefSeq lists its product as uncharacterized. Lineage: Eukaryota; Viridiplantae; Streptophyta; Magnoliopsida; Ranunculales; Papaveraceae. The transcript is spliced from 2 exons. The coding region runs from base 1 to 2787 and encodes 928 amino acids. The record is from RefSeq and is a predicted model, not a curated record.
AUGACGGAUCUGUUCAAAGUAGAAGCACAGAAGGCCUUAGAUGAGCUGAGAGCUAAAGCUUCAUCGUCAAAUGGAGUUGAAGUUUUGGAAACCCCUAAUAAUUCAGGAUUCGGUUACAGACCCAUCGGAAGUGUAAACUCUGGUGAGAACUCUAAUUUCACUCAUACUCAUAAAUUCAAGGUUGAUUUUCCGAGGUUUGAUGGUACAAAACCUAGAUCUUGGCUUAGGAGGUGUACCAAAUACAUUCAGUUACAUCCCAUGGAUGAAGAACAAAAAGUUCACUUAGCAGCUAUGUAUCUAGAGGGUAAGGCGGACAUCUGGUUUCAAGACUAUCAUAUUGGCAAAGAAAUUUUAGUUUGGGAUGCGUUUCAAAAGGCUAUAUGUCUCAGAUUCCAGGAAUUAGACCAUGAUGAUAUAGUUGGUGAAUUUAACAAGCUCUGCCAAAUGGGUACAGUUUUAGAGUAUCAAGAAAUGUUUGAGGAAUUGAAGGCCUUAAUGCUAGCUAAAAAUAAACAUCUGACUGAAGAAUACUUUAUUUCUAGUUUCAUCAGUGAACUUAAGGAUGAGCUGAGAAUAGCAGUUCAAAUGUUCUCCCCAACCACCUUAGAUAAGGCCAUUUACUUGGCUAGAAUGCAAGAGGUUUUGUUGGAGAGUACAUCCAAGAGGGCUAGAUCUUCUAGAUUUCCACCAUUUCUCAUUCCACGGCCCCACAGAAGUUUGCAGUCUGCACCACAGUCUCCAUCCCCAAGAAUUAACACCAACCCAAAAAUUCCACCCAUUAAAAGACUUACAUAUGCUGAGAUGAGAGCUAGAAGAGAAAAAGAUGAUGGUGGAGUUGCUACUUCUGGAGAUGAAUCACCUAUCAACUCUCCCAUUAUACAAGAAGUGCCUGAGGAGGAAGUGGAGAUUUUUGUACCUGCCUUGUCAGGUAAUGUUACACAUAGUACCAUUAAGAUUUUGGGCACUCUUAAGAAUAAGAAGAAGAAUUAUACCAUUUUGGUAGAUAGUGGAAGUAAACAUAGCUUCAUUGAUCCUGAAAUUUCUAGGCAGAGUGGUUAUUAUAUAAAGCCUACAGGUGCAUUCCAAGUAGCAUUAGCAGAUGGAAAUAAAUUAGUUAGCAAUGCUAAAUGUCCAGGAUUUCAAUGGAAGAUGCAGGGCCACUCAUUCAAGUUUGAUUUGAGAGUUUUAGCUCUGGGAGGCUGUGAUAUGGUUCUUGGUGUUGAUUGGAUGAGGGAACUCAGCCCUGUUAACUUUGAUUUUAAAAACAUGCCCAUUUCUUUUAAGAGGAGUGGGAAGGAAGUUAUUCUACAGGGGAAUGUUGAAUCCAAUAAUAUCUCAGUUAUGACAGGAGAAUCUUGUCAAAAGUACUUGAAGAAACACAAACAUGGGCUAGUUGGUCACUUAUUCUCUAUCACAGGUAAUGAUUCAACACCCACUAUACCAACCAUAAUUCAACCCUUACUUGAUUCAUUUAAAGAUAUAUUCCAAGAACCCACUACUCUACCUCCUUCUAGAACUCAUGAUCACCAUAUUCCACUUCAACCACCAACUUCCCCUCCCAACCAAAGGCCUUAUAGAAUUUCCUACAUUCAGAAAGAGGUGGUUGAGAAGUUGGUACAGGAAAUGCUUAAUUCUGGAGUAAUCAGACCCAGGCAUAGCCCCUUUUCAUCUCUUAUACUCUUAGUUAAGAAAAAAGAUGGAAGCUGGAGGUUUUGUGUAGACUACGGAAGGCUAAAUGACAUCACCAUCAAAGACAAUUAUCCCAUUCCAAUCAUUGAUGAGCUUUUAGAUGAACUCAAUGGGUCUAAGGUAUUCUCCAAGAUUGAUUUGAGAGCAGGAUACCACCAGAUUAGAGUACACCCCUCAGACACCCACAAAACUGCAUUCAAGACUCACCAAGGGCACUAUGAGUUUUUAGUCAUGCCCUUUGGCCUUAAAAAUGCACUAGCAAGCUUUCAGGCCUUAAUGAAUGACAUUUUUAAACCAUAUCUAAGGAGAUUUAUUCUGGUAUUCUAUGAUGAUAUCUUAAUUUAUAGUCCAGACAUGAAGACUCACCUCCAACAUUUAUCCAUAGCCUUCAAUGUACUCAAGGAGCAUUCUCUCUUUGCUAAAUACAUCAAGUGCUCCUUUGGGCAAUCCCAAAUAGAGUAUCUGGGACACAUUAUUUCUGGUGAUGAGGUGGCAGCUGAUCCAAGGAAGAUAGCUUGUAUGGUGAAAUGGAAUGUACCAAACACCUUAAGGGAUCUUAGGGGAUUCCUAGGCCUUACAGGAUAUUAUAGGAAGUUUGUCAAAAACUAUGGCCUUAUAUGCAAUCCAUUGACAGACUUACUCAAGAAGAAUAAUUCUCAUUGGAAUGUUGCAGUACAGUUAGCUUUUGAACAACUGAAGGAAGUUGUUACUACAAAUCCAAUGCUAGUACUUCCAGAUUUUUCAAACCAAUUUGAAUUGGCAACUGAUGGAUGCGACUUAGGAGUGGGAGCUGUCCUGAUGCAAGAACAAAGACCUAUAGCUUAUUUCAGCAAAGGCAUGGGUGCAAGGUUUUUGGCCUUGUCCACUUAUGAAAAAAAGAUGAUGGCAGUAGUCAUGUCAGUUACUAAAUGGAGGACUUAUUUUAUGGGUAACAAAUUUACAAUCUAUACUGAUCAUCAGAGUAUAAGGUACUUUAUGGAGCAGAGGGUACAUUCAAUGCUUCAACAAAAGUGGAUGGCCAAGUUAAUAGGGUAUACUUAUGAGCUGAAAUACAAGAAGGGAACUGAGACUGUGGUGGCUGAUGCCCUUUCAAAAUAG